This is a messenger RNA of Ooceraea biroi (clonal raider ant), 4873 nucleotides long. It is a transcript of the gene MCU, whose product is annotated as mitochondrial calcium uniporter. Gene Ontology annotation, cellular component: uniplex complex. Gene Ontology annotation, biological process: mitochondrial calcium ion homeostasis; calcium import into the mitochondrion. Gene Ontology annotation, molecular function: uniporter activity; calcium channel activity. The record is from RefSeq and is a predicted model, not a curated record. NCBI's taxonomy places the organism in Eukaryota, Metazoa, Arthropoda, Insecta, Hymenoptera, Formicidae.
CGUCGCGGGUUGCAGUGUUGGUGCCGCGGUGAGCCGCGGGCGCAGGGAUAAGCCGGUGGACGCGCGCGAUGCUAUCGCUCGGUCGUGGAUAGUAGUCGCCUGAAGCCGGUCCGUUGGCUGUUCCUCGCGUAACGGUGACAAGUGUUGUUUCGGUGACUCGCAAGAGAGAUCGGAGUGAUCGCGUGCACGGCGUACGUGACCAGAGGAGGAAAGAGCGUGCCUGAUUUCGGCGGUCCUCGACGGUAUGGCAGCGGUGUCGUGUCGAGCGAUCUUCGUCGUGAGGUGGUGCGAGACGAGCCGCGGCGCGCUGACCGCCACGUCCCGCCUGGCCUCGACGAGGAGGUACCAAGAGGAAACAUGGUGCAGACGAUGGUGGCACAUUUCUCAAAGGAGUCUUUCAUUGUCGGCCGGUUCCUACUCGCCGAGAUUAAAUCCGCUUCUGAUGAAGCAACUGAAGGAGCCUAAGAUCACGGAAAGACAAGCGAAGAAAACUGCGAGGGUCACGUCUGCGGAAAAUGUGGAGGUCGAAAGCGUCCCAUCAGCCGGUUCGGACGUUACUGUGGCGUAUCACCGGGGGCUUCCUAGGAUCACGGUGCCCCUUCCAUCCAGAAGAGAGCAUUGUUCGUUCACCAUGAAGCCGAUUACGAACACGGUCGGCAAUUUUCUAGAGAUGUUGAAGACCGAGGACCGUGGCAUCGAUCGAGCAUGUUUGACAUCGUUAGAUGGUGUCAGGAUAGCUUCCAGUAACACGAUAGAAUCGCUUUUAGAGGAGGAUUUCAAAUUGAUAAUAAACGAUAACGAAUACACUGUGUCCCCGCCGUUGCAAGAAAGGUGCACGAUAGAGGAUUUGCAGAAGCUCGGAGACGUGCAAGCUCUCGUCAGCCAAUUGCACGAGGCGUUCCACGUGCGAGAACACAACGCCGAGAUGGAGAGAUCGGUCGUUGCCGAGCUGGAGAACAUUAGAUUGCAGCUGGUGCCCCUCGAGCAGAAAUUGCAAGAGAUACAAAACGCGGCUUACAAGAGGGCGAAUUUUUUUGUCUGGACUUUCCUAGUUAUGAUGUCUAUCCAAUUCGGGGCUCUGGCCAGAUUAACCUGGUGGGAAUAUUCCUGGGAUAUCAUGGAACCCGUCACUUAUUUCGUCACUUAUGGCACUACUAUGAUGUGGUUCAUUUAUUAUCUCGUGACCAGACAGGAAUACAUGUUGCCGGACGUGUUAAAUAGACGUCAUCUCAUAGUGCUUCACAGAAGAGCGCGAAAGGUCGGUCUGGACCUUAACUUGUACAACGCGCUGAAAGACCGGGCCUACGAACUUGAGACCACUCUGAAAAUUAUUCGCGGCCCCCUGUACCAGUACAAGACGGAAAUGCAGAGAAAGCAACGCUCCCGGUCCAGCUCGAGCAGCUCAAGAUCGCCAAGUUCCUCUCCUAGUCCGAGUCCUAGUCCCAAAAGAGACGUUCCCAAGGCAACGUCGGAACGUCUCGAACGCUCCGAAGAGAUAUCUCAACGAGGGGUUUGAAGUUAAUGUCAAUUCGAGAGAGGCAUGAUGACCGCAGUAAUGGACUCAAUGAUCGCUUAUAUUGACGCUUAUCCUUUUAUCCUCUUCCAAAGUAUCGGAUAUUCGCACCCCGAAGAGAUUUCUUCGAGUACGAGAGCGAUGCACUCAGGGUAAUUUUUAAGCCGAUCGUAAAGUCGAUGCUUACACGGUCGAACGAUGCGAGACGAAAGAAAACAGGUAAUUUAUUUUUAUGUUUGCGUGCGUUUGGGUAUAAAGAUGUUCGUGAUAUCUCAGAUCUCGACUAAGUCUUCCAAGUAAUACCCAUAGUAGGCGGCAACCAAUCCUCGUCGCGCGACGCGAUUUUAAAGCGCGACGAUUAUCGAGUGCUCAACGCUGUCGACUGUGUUUGGAAGACAUUAGAGAAUGGUGUAGGAGACAAAUUACGUUGGGCGUCAUAAAUGUUUUAAUGCUGCUAUCGCUAGAUGAGCACCUUUCGAAUCAGCUAGCACUUGGCAAGAGUUACAUUUUACAAAGAUUUUAUAAAAGUGAAAAUGAAAAUAAUAUAUAUAUAUCUAUUUGAAGCACGAUGUGUGUCAAAUGUUAGUUGUUGUCGCUCGGCGUCAUCUUUAUCAUGGACAGUUUUGGAGUCAUUUAUUUCCACGGCACGUUCUUUCCGAAAGUGCCUCUAGAAAAUCUAUCACAAGCGUUGACGCAUUUAUGACGCCUGGUACACACGUAUGCUAUUUUCACUAACUCUCUGUUUAAAGUAUUUAAAGUAAUCGAGGAGUUGCUUCCUAAAGGAUGUCUGAUUAUUGUUGUGAAUUAUCUUAUCACUUUACCGGCCGAUCUUAGCCAUCACCAAUUCAACGUGUCAUAAUCGAUAUCUCCCACGCAUGGAAUUAUACAGUUGUAAUAACGUUAGUAAAUCCGAUUGAAUUCGUUGUAUAAGUAAGAAAUAGCAGUUUAGAAAUAGAUGUAUAAUUAAUAAUGAACAAGCUAUGAAAAGAUGAAGUCUAUGAAACGGUAAAGUGUUAAGUCAGUUAAAUGUAAAUUAUGUAUAUAAUUAUAUCAUAUCUGCACAAUUAUAUACAAUGAUUGUGUAUAUAAAAAGACGUAUAUGAACAAACUUGAACAAACAAGAAUGUAUUAUAAGAAUAUUGUAAUAUAUCAGGUAAUUCAGGCAAAAACAAAUAAGAAACUAUAAGUUAAUACACAAAGUAAAAGCACAUAUUUUUUAAUUCUAUUUUAUUUAAUGUUAUGCGAAUAUAUUAAAUACUCUACAUAUGAUAUCUGAAGACGAGCGAAGAUUGUGCAAACAUUCUGCAAAUGUUAAAGUAAAUUGCUUUGGUAAUUGGAAAUUCUAUAGUUCGUAAUAAUUGCGAAUCGAAUUAUAAUUCAACAGCAGAGUUGUCGAUAUUGAACUUAUUGAGAUACUUGAGCCUCUACUUGAGAGUAUAGUAUCGAAAAUAAUGCCGUUGAUUGUUCACAAAGUGGUAUUACGAUAAACGUUAAUGUUAUUGUAUAUACACAAUUUUUCAUAAAAUCAACGAAAUAGUGUACUAAUGUUUAACAACGUAACGUAAUUUAAUGUAUUUUAGUGACUCGGUCACACUAUAAAAAUAGUAUUAAUACAUAGGCAUUAUUACUGAUCUUUCUCUCAUCAAUUUUACAUCUAAAUCAAUCUAAAGCAUGAGCAUGAGUAAAAGUCUAUGCGAGAGAACGCUCUAGAAAUCUAGAAGUAUAGUGAAAAAUCAUUUCUAGUUUUUAAAUAAUCAAAUUCUAUUAUAGAGAAUCAACUCAAUAUAUGGUCCAAAAACUAAAAAGCACUUACAACAUUUAUCACUUUAGCACUGUUGCUCUUAAUAGAAGCAGUACGAGUAACACUAGUUACUAUUAAUACUGUUAUUUAGCUAUUAGCGCAGUUUUCAUGAAAGUACUGUAACGUAAGAAUCCACUUUAACGUAGAUUACACUUUAAAACCUACGGAACUUUUUCUCGCUUUCUAUCUGAAAUCUAUCCGUCCGCUUUAAGAUAGUUUGUUAAAUAAAUAGCUUUACUUGUCUCGUACUUGUUACAAUUUUUCCAGAUUGAUGGCAUCGUUCUCUUUCAUGUUAAUACGAUGCAAAAUCUAUCUUUAUGAUUAUCUAUUUUCUGUUAAGAUUUCAAAUAUAUUUUGAAUUUCUUAUGUCUUAUGUGAAAUUAUCCUUAUAUCAUCUAUUAAGAAAGAGAAAGAGAGAAAAAGAUAUCUCGAAAUUAAAUAAUAGGCAACCCCAAAAUUAAGAUUAGGCAUAAAUUAAAACUUGACGCUAACAUUAGAUGCCAAUGCUUUUGUACAUCAAGAAAAAGGAGCCGUAAAAGACGCGCAUUUACACGCGUAGAGCAUUUUCAUUACUCUUUAUCGCAAGUUUAUCGAAUUUUUCGGAGAAAAAAAAACAUACGUUUCGAGCGAAGAGUUAGUAAAAUUUACAAAUCUAUAAAUAUAUAUAUAUGAAUAAGAGAGAGGAUAAUUAUCUACAGUAGCGUAACUGAAAGUAUUGCUUUUCUAUUUCUCAUCAUCUCACCCAUGCAAUUAUCUUCCUUAAAAAUAUUCGUAAAAAUUUUAUAGAUAUAUUUAUGUGUGUACACACACAGCCACACAGGUAUUACGCAUACAAUAUUUACGCACACGUUAUUUUGCGAGUGAUACUAUUGUAACGCAUAUUCUAUAAGCUUCAACGCCUAAUUCUCGAUUGGUGCAUCAAUAGAUAAUCAAAGUUAGUUGUAUUAAGAUAUUUAAGAUAUUUGCGUACACUCUACACUCAUAGCCAUAAAACGUAAAGAGAAGGAAAGAACUAGUCGAAAAAUGUCAACGUUGUUGACAAAUUUAAUGCCAACUACUUUAACGCUACUACUUUCUUCUAUCACAGAACGAAAUCUGAUUUAAGUCAUGCAAAAUCAUUUUGACGAGUUACACAGAAUCGUUUAUAUAUAUAAACGAUUAUAUAUAUAUAUAUAUUUUAUAUCAGUAUAUCAUUUUCAAGUGUUCAAACCAUCGAAAUCUGUGCGUCCAAUCCGACGAAUUUAUAAAGAUCUGACUCUCUGUACAUAUACAUAUACAAAAGAAAAUUGUUAAAUUUACCUAUGACAUGUCAUCGAGCAAAUGUUGUAUCGAAAUAUAUCUCGAAGAAUUGUGCAGCAAUUUGAAAUAAAUAUGCUGAAAAUACACGUGUACACAAACAUGUUUAUUUGUAUUUUAACAUGUACAUAUAUUACUACGAUUAAUGCAUGAGUAUUUAUUCAAGGCGGAGAUGUGCUGUGAUUUACGUCCAAUGUAUUUACUUCCAUGUGAAGAAACUUGGAAAUAUAGUAAAAAUAUAAAUAUAUGCAAUAUUAAAUCGA